Molecule: messenger RNA, 1171 nt
Organism: Sorghum bicolor (sorghum)
Lineage: Eukaryota; Viridiplantae; Streptophyta; Magnoliopsida; Poales; Poaceae
Product: 54S ribosomal protein L17, mitochondrial
Exons: 6
Coding region: 111-851 (246 amino acids)
Cellular component (GO): mitochondrial large ribosomal subunit
Molecular function (GO): structural constituent of ribosome
Source: RefSeq, a predicted model, not a curated record
CACGAGGCUACGGUUUAGGCAGAGGGUUCUUCCUUCGCCUUCUUCCCAGUUCCCUCCUCACACCGUUGCGGCGCGGCACCACCCCCGAACCCGACCGCCGCCCCCCCACCAUGUUGUCCCGAUUGCCGGCGACGGUGAGCCUUCUUCGCCGUUCUCUCCGGGAACCGCGCGGCUUCAGCUCCUCCGCCUCCUCUGUGGCUUCAUCUAAGGCAACGGCCGACGGGAAGCUUGUGGCGUCGGUGCUGUUCGAGCGACUCCCCGUCGUUAUCCCCAAGAUCCACCCUGUUGUCUACGCUUUUCAAGAAUUCUCAUUUCGGUGGAGGCAGCAGUACAGACGGCAAUACCCCGAGGAGGUCCUCGGCAAGGCCGACGCAAGGGGUAAGGGUGAUUAUCAUAUUGAUUAUGUGCCUGCUCCAAGAAUUACCGAGGCUGACAAAACAAAUGACCGGAAGUCUUUACAACGAGCUCUUGAUAAUAAACUUUAUCUCCUGCUGUAUGGCAAUGCUUACGGGGCUCCUGAUGGAAAGCCUGUAUGGCAUUUUCCGGAAAAAGUAUAUGAAAAUGAAGAAACUAUGCGACUGUGUGCUGAGGCUGCAUUAAAAUCUGUUCUUGGGGGACUUGACCAUACAUACUUUGUUGGCAAUGCUCCAAUGGCUCAUAUGGCGGUUGAACAAACGGAUUCAAGUGUUUCACCAUUCAAGCGUUUCUUCUUCAAGUCACAAGUGGUUGGCACAACGAAAUACCAUAUUGGAAAAUGCAAGGACUUCGCGUGGGUGACCAAAGAUGAGCUGCUGGAGUAUUUUCCUGAGAACAAGGAUUUCUUCAACAAGAUGAUCAUCCACAUUAGAUAGCUCUGUAAUCAGGCCAUGAGCUAUCUGAACAAUUACCAUUUUGUUUCUUGACUGGUGUACAAGUUUAGCGCCCCUAUUUUAUCGUCACGACUCACGAGCAGCAUUGCUUGGCAAGAAACCACCAGUGCGGGCAGUUGACACAUGGCCAUUUUGCCUCUCUUUCCUUGGGCUGAUCAUGUAUCAAUGUUUGGCGCUAUGACAUUGCUGUAGCAUGUAGUCCUCUCCUAGCUGCUGUAUGUUCACAUGACUUAUUGUCAGUUUGCAUGGAAAAAAAAUAAUUAGCAGGGUGACAUUUGAUUCCCCUGCUUUGUUGUCCUUCA